GACCCCCCACCCGCCUGCCUUCGCUGCUCGCUGCCGCCGCCACUCGCCCCCACAGCAUCUCUGCCCCAGCCCGCUCGCCCUCGCCUCCCUACUUCUCUCUGGCGGCGCAUCUUCAGAAUAGGACGAUCGGGCCGACGUCGCACCUUCGGGAGAGGAUGAGAGAAGAGGGGAGGAGAAAGAGAGGCCUAGAGGCGUGCUUCGACGACUGCGUGGCGUGCAGAAUUGGAUCGGGGCGCUUCUCCACAACCGCAGCGCGACACCACAUGCCCAAAAUCAGAUAGAGGAUCGAUCAUGCAGUUCCCGUUCCGCCGUCCGCCGGCGUCGCCGGCGCCGUUUCUGUUAGUCCCGGGCAAAACACCGCACGGCUUCAGGAGGACACCUCGACCGCGGAGGAUGACAGCGACCUGAGGAACCUGAUGCGCUGCUGCAGCCACCUCGUCCAGACCUACUUGGACAAGAAGAGUGUCGUGGCCGCACGUGGGAACCUACACCGCGAGCUCGACGUCGUCGCCCCGCGCUUCGCCGAGGCGGCCGGACGCCAUCGGCUCUGCUUCGUGUGGCGGGACGUCGGGACGCCAUCGGUUCUGCUUCGCGUAGAGGACACACGCAUGGCCGACGGGAUACGACGCACGUGCGCCGUGCUCUGCAAUGCGGCAGGCCUGCUGAGGGUAGCGUCGGAGGGGGAAGGGGGAGGAGACGGAGCGAUGGGUUGUCAGCUGCGGCACAUGUCUGAUGCGUGCAUGGCGGUGUUUGAGGCGUUGAUGCUCGCGCAUGCCCUUGAGUGCUACUUCGAGCUCGCCGUCGCGCCAAGAACCUUCAGUCAUGAGGCCACCGUGCCGGAGGUCUUCCAUCUCAGCCAUGCAGAAGUGUCAUCACCUGCAUCUCCUCUUUGUGUUCCCGUCUCUCCAUGCCGCACGAGGAUGCAGUCACCACAUCUAUGAGUAUGUAAUUCAUCAAUUGAUAGCUUUUCUCCUUGUUG
This is a messenger RNA of Hordeum vulgare subsp. vulgare (domesticated barley), 979 nucleotides long. RefSeq lists its product as uncharacterized. Bases 417 to 941 code for a protein of 174 amino acids. The transcript has 2 exons. NCBI's taxonomy places the organism in Eukaryota, Viridiplantae, Streptophyta, Magnoliopsida, Poales, Poaceae. The record is from RefSeq and is a predicted model, not a curated record.